AUGUUGGAUAACUAUUUCAUCUUCACCAACGCGACUGUCCUGAAGGUCCAAGGUAAUAUUUUCAAUAAAUUGUCUGCUAUGACACCAAAUGCACAAACAUUUAUCCUAGGUAUCAGAUAUAUUUUUGACAAAAUGUUGGAGAUACAAUACUAUCGUACUGCAGUUUGAAUAACAGUAGAAAAUGUAACUUACCUAAUCGUCCAAAAGGUCACAAAGCUUAUGACAAGGACCCUACAGAGCACCAUGAAGAAGGUAUGUUCAUUCUGUAAUUUUAAGAGAGAAUCUUUCAGAAAUGAAUAAAUACAGUGGGGAGAACAAGUAUUUGAUACACUGCCAAUUUUGCAGCUUUUCCUACUUACAAAGCAUGUAGAGGUCUGUCAUUUUUAUCAUAGGUACACAUCAACUGUGAGAGACGGAAUCUAAAACAAAAAUCCAGAUAAUCACAUUGUAUGAUUUUUAAGUAAUUAAUUUGCAUUUUAUUGCAUGACAUAAGUAUUUGAUACAUCAGAAAGCAGAACUUAAUAUUUGGUUUGCAAUUACAGAGAUCAUACGUUUCCUGUAGGUCUUGACCAGGUUUGCACACACUGCAGCAGGGAUUUUGGCCCACUCCUCCAUACAGACCUUCUCCAGAUCCUUCAGGUUUCGGGGCUGUCGCUGGGCAAUACGGACUUUCAGCUCCCUCCAAAGAUUUUCUAUUGGGUUCAGGUCUGGAGACUGGCUAGGCCACUCCAGGACCUUGAGAUGCUUCUUACAGAGCCACUCCUUAGUUGCCCUGGCUGUGUGUUUCGGGUCGUUGUCAUGCUGGAAGACCCAACCACGACCCAUCUUCAAUGUUCUUACUGAGGGAAGGAGGUUGUUGGCCAAGAUCUCGCGAUACAUGGCCCCAUCCAUCCGCACCUCAAUACGGUGCAGUCGUCCUGUCCCCUUUGCAAAAAAGCAUCCCCAAAGAAUGAUGUUUCCACCUCCAUGCUUCACGGUUGGGAUGGUGUUCUUGGGGUUGUACUCAUCCUUCUUCUUCCUCCAAACACGGCGAGUGGAGUUUAGACCAAAAAGCUAUAUUUUUGUCUCAUCGGACCACAUGACCUUCUCCCAUUCCUCCUCUGGAUCAUCCAGAUGGUCAUUGGCAAACGUCAGACGGGCCUGGACAUGCGCUGGCUUGAGCAGGGGGACCUUGCGUGCGCUGCAGGAUUUUAAUCCAUGAUGGCGUAUUAUGUUACUAAUGGUUUUCUUUGAGACUGUGGUCCCAGCUCUCUUCAGGUCAUUGACCAGGUCCUGCCGUGUAGUUCUGGGCUGAUCCCUCACCUUCCUCAUGAUCAUUGAUGCCCCACGAGGUGAGAUCAGCAUGGAGCCCCAGACCGAGGGUGAUUGACCGUCAUCUUGAACUUCUUCCAUUUUCUAAUAAUUGCGCCAACAGUUGUUGCCUUCUCACCAAGCUGCUUGCCUAUUGUCCUGUAGCCCGUCCCAGCCUUGUGCAGGUCUACAAUUUUAUCCCUGAUGUCCUUACACAGCUCUCUGGUCUUGGCCAUUGUGGAGAGGUUGGAGUCUGUUUGAUUGAGUGUGUGGACAUGUGUCUUUUAUAAAGGUAACGAGUUCAAACAGGUGCAGUUAAUACAGGUAAUGAGUGGAGAACAGGAGGGCUUCUUAAAGAAAAACUAACAGGUCUGUGAGAGCCGGAAUUCUUACUGGUUGAUAGGUGAUCAAAUACUUAUGUCAUGCAAUAAAAUGCAAAUUAAUUACUUAAAAAUCAUACAAUGUGAUUUUCUGGAUUUUUGACCUCAGACCUCUACAUGCUUUGUAAGUAGGAAAACCUGCAAAAUAGGCAGUGUAUCAAAUACUUGUUCUCCCCACUCUAUGAUGUACCAUAAAAGUACCACAGAAUAUAAAUAAAGUACAACAGCAUCUUUUAGCGACCUGAGAAUUUUCCAUUCUCCAUUGGUAGGAAACGGGGUAAAUGUUUUUAUAGGUCUGAUUUCUAAUUGAAAUCUGUUUUGUAGGAGAGGAAGAUGGAAUCAUGAACCUCUUCCUAAAGGUUGUGAUCCUUGGUGUUGUAACUGCUGUUCUAUUGACAAUCAUCCUCAUCCUGGUCCUCAAGGUCAGACGAGAUGCAGACAGACUAAUCACAGUUAUGGAGCCCAUGUCAAAUGGGGCUGGCUAUUAACUACACUUACAUAGAGAAAAUGUUUCCCAUGACAUAGUGCAGGGAUAGGCAACUCUGGUUUAUUGUGCGCACUACAAUGGAAUGAUCAGUUUAUAUUCUCUCAUCUCUGUACUAUAUCAUAUUCAGGACCUGACUCGCAACGACAGCCACAAAAUGAUCAGGUAAAUGAUCAUUCAGAAACAGUGUAAAUUAUAAUUGUGUGUUUCCAAAUGUACAGAACCAAGAUCCUAAUGCACUGAAUUAUGCCGCCCUGAAUUUCACCUCCAAGAUAAAGAAGAGGGAGAGAAGAAGAGAGGAGCUGGACCCCCAUGUAGUGUAUGCUGCUACAAGAUGA
This is a messenger RNA of Coregonus sp. 'balchen', 2492 nucleotides long. The record is from the annotation of a GenBank genome assembly. NCBI's taxonomy places the organism in Eukaryota, Metazoa, Chordata, Actinopteri, Salmoniformes, Salmonidae.